Molecule: messenger RNA, 3365 nt
Organism: Telopea speciosissima
Lineage: Eukaryota; Viridiplantae; Streptophyta; Magnoliopsida; Proteales; Proteaceae
Product: disease resistance protein RPV1-like
Exons: 5
Coding region: 152-3295 (1047 amino acids)
Biological process (GO): signal transduction; defense response
Molecular function (GO): ADP binding; protein binding
Source: RefSeq, a predicted model, not a curated record
UUCUUCCACCCCUUGGUGGAAGCAUGAAGUCUUCUUGAGCUUCACAAGUGAGGAUUCAGGUAAUAACUUCACCGAUCAACUCCACACAGCUCUAGUCCAAGCUGGGUUCCACACCAUUGGAUACGACAAGGAACUCCAUGGAAAAGAGGGUAUGAGUUCAGAACUACUGAAAGCCAUUGAAGAAUCGAGGGUUUCCAUCGUCGUCUUCUCCACCAACUAUGCUUCUUCAAGAUGUUGCCUUAAUGAGCUUGUGAAGAUGAUGGAUUGCAGGAGAAAGAUAGGCCAAACUUUUCUUCCUGUUUUCUAUUGUGUGGAUCCCUCUGAUGUUCGAAAACAGAGAGGGUGCUUAGCAGAUGCGUUUACCAAACACGAAGAGUGUUUCAAGGAGGAGAUGGAUAAGGUGGAGAAUUGGAGGAGAGCUCUUACUGAAGCUGGGAAUAUGUCUGGUUGGCAUAUCAAAGAUUUUGCUAAUGGGUACGAGCCAAAGUUUAUAGAUGCAAUUGUUGAUGAGGUUUCAACUAAAGUGACUCGAGUACACUUGAAUGUUGCAAAAUAUGCAGUUGGAAUAGAAUCCCGUUUAAAAGGUAUGAGGUAUUUCUUAAGUGAUGGAUUAGAUGUGCGUAUUGUAGGAAUCCAUGGUAUAGGUGGAAUAGGUAAGACAACCAUUGCUCGAGCCAUUUUUAACCUGAUCUCUCACAAGUUCGAUGGUAGUAGUUUUCUUGCAAAUAUUCGAGAAGUUUCGAAGCAACCAAAUGGUCUUAUUUGUCUACAAGAGCAACUUCUCUCUGAUGUUCUUAAGAGAAAAAAGUUGGCAAUAAGCUACAGUGAUAGAGGAAUCGUUGUGAUUAAACAAAGGCUUCGUUGUAAAAAGGUCCUUCUUGUUCUAGAUGAUGUUGAUGAAGCAAAUCAACUAUAUGCAUUGGCUGGAAAUCACAAUUGGUUUGGCUUGGGAAGUAGAAUCAUGAUAACAACCAGAGAUGAGCAUUUGCUAAAUAUGAUUGGAGUGGAUGAAAAAUAUAAAGCUAAAGAAAUGGAUCACCAAGAAUCUCUUCAACUCUUCAGUUGGCAUGCCUUUGAGCAAGAUCAUCCUAUAGUGGAUUAUGUAGAGCUUUCAAAGGAAAUAAUAUCUUGUGCAAAUGGACUUCCAUUAGCUCUUGAGGUUUUUGGUUCUUUUCUAUCUGACAAAAGAAGCAUACUUGAGUGGGAAAGUGCUUUGGAGAAACUAAAAGAAUUGCCUGAUAGUCAAAUUCAAGAAAAGCUUAAAAUAAGUUAUGAUGCACUUGAUGAUAUGCAGAAGAACAUAUUCCUUGACAUUGCAUGCUUUUUUAUUGGAGUGAACAGAAAUUAUGCAACUAGAAUAUUAGAAGCUUGUGGUUUGUACCCAAAUAUCGAUAUCAGUGUUCUCAUACGUAUGUCGCUUAUAACAAUUGAUGCAUCAAACCAAUUAAGAAUGCAUGAUUUGCUUCGAGAUAUGGGAAGGGAAAUUGUUCGCAAAGAAUCGCCACAGAAUCCCGGAGAACGUAGUAGACUGUGGGCCUUUGAGGAUGUAUGUGAUGUAUUUACAAAACAGACGGGAACGGAAGCAAUUUUAGGUGUUGCAACAAAUUCAACAAGACUAAAAGGGUUGCUGAUAAGUACUGAAGCAUUUGAAAAUAUGCCCAACUUAAAAUUGCUCCAGGUCAAUUAUUUAAACCUCACUAAUCACAAUGGACAUCCUUUUGAGGAGUUUUUACCAUUUUCAAAAGGAAAUAAUCUUUUUGAAAUGUUAAGAUGGUUCUGUUGGCAUGGAUUCCCCUUGAAAUAUAUGCCAACUAAUUUUAAUCUGGAGAAGGUUGUUAUUCUUGACCUACAACACAGCAACAUCAAACAUGUUUGGAAGAGAACCAAGUUUCUUAAGAAUUUGAAGGUCCUUAACCUCAGUCAUUGCCGCCACCUAAUUACCACCCCAGACUUCGCAGGACUCCCGAAUCUUGAGAGACUAGUACUAAAAGGUUGUUCAAGGUUAUGGAAGGUUCACCAAUCAAUUGGUUAUCUUUACAAACUAGUUUUCUUGAAUCUGGAAGAUUGCAAAAGCCUUUGCAACCUUCCAAGCAGCAUAAGUAAAUUGAGAUCUGUUGAAAACCUUAUUAUCUCUGGGUGCUCAAAACUUGAAAAUUUGCCAGAGGGAUUGGGGAACAUGGAAUGCUUAAAGGAGCUUCUUGCAGAUGGAACAGCUAUUAAACAAUUACCCUCUUCAAUUUGGCUUCUGAAGAAUCUUAGAGUAUUUUCAUUGUCUGGAUAUAAGGGAUCAUCUUUAGAAUCUUGGCAUUCAUAUUUAUGGUCUUUGGGAUUACGAAGAAAAAGUCCAAGCUCUCCUCUAGCAGCUUCUUUCUCAGGUUUAUGCUCAUUGAAGCGGCUACUUCUUAGAGAUUGCAGUUUAUCAGAUGGUGCAAUUCCCCAUGAUUUUGGGAGCUUAUGCUUAUUGGAAGAGUUGGAUCUAUCCUACAACAGAUUUUCUAGCUUGCCAACUAGCAUUAGUUGCCUUUCUCGACUUCAGGUCCUUUCUAUAAGUAAUUGCGGAAAACUUCAAUCACUCCCAGAAAUGCCAUCACGUAUAAAAGGCUUGCAUGUAGAUGGUUGUGGUUCUUUGGAAAAAGUAUGGAAUCUGUCAAACUUAAAGAACCUGGAGUCUUUAACAUUUAAUGAUUGCAAGAAGCUGAUUGAAAUUGCAGGAUUAGAGGGUUUGAAGACUCUGCCAACCAUUCAAAUGGAAAGGUGCAAUACUUUAGCAAAUUCCUUCAAGAAUAGUGUUUUUCAGGGAACGGCUGAACGUGGUAUGUUUGAUAUCUUUCUUCCAGGGAGUGAUAUUCCAGAGUGGUUUCACCAUCAAAAUGUGGGUCGUUCAGUAUCAUUCCAGGUUCCUCAUCUACUCUGGGGUUCUAAGAUUCAAGGGUUGAUUAUAUGUGCUGUUUAUGCAGCCGAUGAAGAAUCCAAUUCGUCUACAGGUGGUCCUAAAGCUAAUGUUCAUCAUAAAACCAAAGGCCUUAAGUGGGUCUACUCAUCAAAGGUUAGUCAAAUUGCAAUUACACGUCAAGAUCACAUAUGGGUGAGCAAUAUACCACAUAGUGUGUUUGGGAAUCAAUUAGAAAUCAAUAAUAGAGUCAUUGUCCAAGUAGACAUAGGGAUACCAGUCAAGAUAAAGAAGUGUGGAAUCCAUUUGGUUUAUGUGUCACCUGAGGAGGCUGGCAAAUCAUUCUAUGAAUCAAUUUGUAACAAUUUUGGGCAGCUUGGAAAUUUUAAGGGAAAUAUUUUUUAGGACAGAUUUUGGGGUUGAGAUUAAUGAGAGCUUGUUGGCUCAUUCUUCCAAUUAAGUGGACUUAUUUCUU